AUCUUCAUCAUCAUCUGCAUCUACACAGCACCAACUUGAAGAGUGAAAGAUAUGUCCACGGCUGCAUUUUCCAGAGGAGCACCCUCCAUGUUUUCCAAGCCGAUGAUGAUUCGGAAAGCCUACCAUAGGAAGAGCACUGGUAAUUCUUCUUCUGAUCAUACUUUGCGAGAGACGAGCAAUAAGGUGGAUGGUGAAGAAAUGAAGAUGAAGAAAAGACAUUUGGGAGAUGAUGGGGGUUGCCGUUGGGUUCCUCAUGGCAGGACUGGGAUUUUUUAUCCUGAGGGCCAAGAGAAAGUUAUGGAAGACAUUCCUCCUGAAGCUGCAAAGGAUAUUCCUGUUAUUAAUUACUUCUCACACAACUAA
Messenger RNA from Hevea brasiliensis (rubber tree), 363 nucleotides. RefSeq lists its product as uncharacterized. The transcript is spliced from 2 exons. Lineage: Eukaryota; Viridiplantae; Streptophyta; Magnoliopsida; Malpighiales; Euphorbiaceae. The record is from RefSeq and is a predicted model, not a curated record. Bases 52 to 363 code for a protein of 103 amino acids.